Messenger RNA from Plasmodium falciparum 3D7, 2460 nucleotides. RefSeq names its product acyl-CoA synthetase (gene ACS2). The transcript has a single exon. Gene Ontology annotation, molecular function: long-chain fatty acid-CoA ligase activity; CoA-ligase activity. Gene Ontology annotation, biological process: long-chain fatty acid metabolic process; monocarboxylic acid metabolic process. The record is from RefSeq and is a predicted model, not a curated record. Bases 1 to 2460 code for a protein of 819 amino acids. Lineage: Eukaryota; Apicomplexa; Aconoidasida; Haemosporida; Plasmodiidae.
AUGGGUAAAGUUUUUACUAUUUAUGUUUUUGUUAUUUAUCUAAUUUAUAUAAGACCAAAUGUUAGCCAAUUUACUAGUGAAUAUGAAGGGUACUCAGAAAUAUGUGAAAAGGCAACCAAUGAAAAUGAAUCGUGUGUAUACUGCAUGAAGGAUCAUAAAAGGAAAAGUUCAAAAUAUGUAUAUAAACAUAUUGUGAGAAUGUUUUUUGAAAAACAUACCUUAAAUAAUAAUAAAAUAGCCUUAAUAGAACAUCAAUGUGGUGAACCUCAAAAUUAUAUGACUUAUGGAAAUUUUUUUAAAAAAGUAUUAUCUUUUAGUAAUUCUUUGAAUACAUAUGAGGGAAGUAAUAUUCCAGAAAAAAUAUAUAACGAAGAAAUGAAUAAUGGAAAAUUUAAGUUAUUAGGUAUAUAUGGUAGUAAUUCUAUAAAUUGGCUAGUUGCCGAUUUGGGUGCUAUGCUUAGUGGUGUUACUACAUUAGUGAUGCAUUCGAAAUUCAGUAUGGACGUAAUUGUUGAUAUAUUAAAUGAGACAAAAUUAGAAUGGUUAUGUUUAGAUUUAGAUCUGGUUGAAUGUUUAAUGGCACGUAGAAAUGAAUUACCGCACUUGAAAAAUCUUAUAAUUUUAGAUAUUGUAGCUAAACAAGGUAUGAUAAAUUCAAAUAAUGAAAAAGAAAAAAAAAAAUCGAAUUUAAAAAGCAAUGGACAGGUAAAUAAUAUAAAUAAUAAAAAAGGAAGUGAUUUAUCGAAAAAUUUGGAGGAUAUACGUUUGAGUCCUAUAGAAUAUGAUAAGGAUAAAUUAGAAAAGUUUAAUGCUUUAAAAGAAAAAUUUCAUAAUUGUGAAAAGAGACUAAUAUUAUUUGAUGACAUGACAAAGACGAAAAGUACAAAUUUUAAUAUUAUAAAUGAGGAUCCUGAUUUUGUUACUUCAAUUGUGUAUACUUCUGGAACAUCUGGAAAGCCAAAGGGUGUUAUGUUGAGCAACAAAAAUUUAUUUAAUCAAUUAUAUUCCUUAUACAAUCAUAGUGUAAGAGAAUCAUAUAGUUUUGAAUAUCAUUUAUCUUAUUUACCUAUAUCACAUGUACUUGAAAGAACAUUUGCGUAUAGCAUCAUAUUGUUUGGAGGAACACUAAAUAUAUGGAGUAAGGAUCUUAAUUAUUUUUCCAAAGAUAUAUUUAAUUCGAAAGAUUUUAUAAUGGGAGGAGUACCUAAGGUUUUUAGUAGAAUGUAUACUAAUAUUGUGACAGAAAUUAAUAAUUUAUCCCCUUUUAAAAGAUUCAUUAUAAACACUGUUAUGUCAUUACGGAAGUCUAAUAAAAAUGGAUGGUUGGGUAAAUUUCUUGAAAAUACAUUUCAUGUUUCAAGUAAAAUAAAAGAGAAGGUUAAUCCUAAUUUAGAAGUUAUAUUAAAUGGUGGUGGAAAAUUAUCGGCAGAUAUUGCCCAGGAUUUAUGUACUUUAUUAAAUAUCAAUUAUUGUCAAGGUUAUGGAUUAACUGAAACUGGAGGUGGUAUUUUUGGUAAUCACGCAAAAGACACAAAUUUUUUAUGCAUAGGAGGACCUAUUGCUGCUAAUACAAAAUAUAAAGUAAGAUCAUGGGAAACCUAUAAAGCUAAGGAUACUUUACCUAAAGGAGAAUUAUUAGUUAAGAGUGAUUCUGUAUUUAAAGGAUAUUUCUUAGAAAAGGAGUCUACAAAAAGGGCUUUUACCCACGAUGGUUAUUUUAUAACAGGAGAUGUGGUUCAAAUUAAUAGAAAUGGAUCUUUAAAAUUUUUAGAUAGAUCAAAAGGAUUAGUUAAAUUAUCACAAGGAGAAUAUAUUGAAACGGAUAUGUUAAAUAAUCUUUAUUCAGAAGUACUUUUUAUAAAUUUUUGUGUUGUAUAUGGUGAUGAUUCUAUGGAUGGCCCUCUAGCAAUAAUAUCUGUUGAUAAAAAUUUAUUUUUCAAUUGUUUAAAAGAUGAUAAUAUGUUAGAAAUAACUGGAGUUAAUGAAAAAAAUUAUUUAAAUAAAUUAACUGAUGAUAAUAUAAAUAAUAAUAUUUUUCUUGAUUAUGUUAAAGAAAAAAUGUUAGAAGUUUAUAAGGAAACAAAUUUAAAUAGAUACAAUAUUAUUAAUAACAUAUAUUUAACUUCAAAAGUUUGGGACACAAAUAAUUACCUUACUCCAACAUUUAAGGUUAAAAGGUUCCAUGUGUUUAAAGAUUAUGCUUUUUUCAUUAAUGAUGUUAAAAAAAUAUAUAAAAAUAAAUUAAAAGGAUGUACUGGUAUUAGUGUUAUUAGUGAAAAAAGAGAUGAAGAAAAAAAAAAUGACAGAAAAAAAGAAGAAAAAGGUUCAAAAAAAUUAAUAAAUGAUUCAAAUUCAAAACCACACAAAAACGAUAUGGGAAAACAUGAAAAAAAUGUUGAAAAUAAAAAGGUCAAAUUAGGAGCUACAUAUGGACCAAGUCAAAAAGAAAUGAAUAAAUAA